Molecule: messenger RNA, 2076 nt
Organism: Tilletiopsis washingtonensis
Lineage: Eukaryota; Fungi; Basidiomycota; Exobasidiomycetes; Entylomatales
Exons: 8
Coding region: 120-2045 (641 amino acids)
Biological process (GO): amino acid transmembrane transport
Cellular component (GO): membrane
Molecular function (GO): L-amino acid transmembrane transporter activity
Source: RefSeq, a predicted model, not a curated record
CGCAACACGCGCACGCCUCCAGCACGCUCCUCGGCGACGUGGCGCAGCCUUCCUCGGCACGGCCGGCCACUAUAUAGCCUCACGCCCACGCAGCCCACGUGCUGGCCACGCUCCUCGCCAUGUCCUCCGACCCCGUCGCUGCGGCCAUCGCCAGCGCUCGAAUCCCCCACAACGAGCCGUCGUCGUUGCACAGCGACGCAUUACCACACUCGGGCGCAUCUGCUGGGCCGUCUCGUCUGCGCUCCUCUUCCAUCUCCUCUGCCUCCUCUUCCUCCUCUUCAGCCGGGCCGAUCGUCUACGACUCCAAAGCCACACUACCGCGCGUCACGCCGCCACGCCGCAAGUCAGCCGCGGGCCUGAGCUCGCCGAGCGAUACGCGCGGCAGCCUCGACUCGGUCGGCUUUGGCUACGAGCAGCACCUGCUGCCGCUCAGCAUGUCGGCGCGCAUUGACGACGAUGCAGACGACGACAUGGCGCAGUACGCGUCGGCUCGCACGCGCAUCAGCUAUGGCGAUCGAGAGGGCGACACGGUGGAGGGCGGACGCAGUCCGAGGAGGGAAGAGCGCAGGAUGGGUCUCGUCGAUGGCAUUGCCCUGACUGUCGGCCUGCAGAUCGGCUCCGGCAUCUUCUCCUCGCCCGGCGUCGUGACACUGAACACUGGCAGCAUCGGCGCCAGCCUGGUAGUCUGGCUCGUGAGCGGCAUCCUGGCCUGGACGGGCGCCAGCUCGUUCGCGGAGCUGGGCGCUGCGAUACCGCUGAACGGCGGCGCUCAGGCAUAUCUGAAUUACUCAUUUGGGCCCCUGAGCGCCUACCUCUUCGCCUGGACUGCCAUCGUGGCGCUCAAGCCCGGGUCAGGGGCCAUCAUCGCCAUCAUUUUCGCCGAAUAUGUGGCUCGCGUCAUCUACCACACCACCUCCUCAUCCGCGGCGCAUCCGCACGAGCAAGGCCUGGACCAGAUCCCGCCAUGGAGCAUCAAGCUGAUCGCCGUCAUCAUCGUGGUGCUGAUCUCAACCGUGCACGCGUUCAGCUCGCGGCUGGCGACGCGCGGGCAGGUCGCCACGACAGCUGUCAAGCUGCUGGCUCUCGUCGCCGUGCCUGUCCUUGCCAUCGUCGUCGCCGCGCGCGGCAAGAUGCCAGACGCGAGCAAGCACGCCUUCUCGAGCAUCCCGAAUCUCUUCGAGGGAUCCAGCCGCAGCCCAAGCAACUAUGCGCUGGCGCUGUACUCGGGCCUGUGGGCGUACGACGGCUGGGACCAGAGCACGAUCGUGGCCGGCGAGAUCAAGAACGUGACGAAGAACCUGCCGCGCGUCAUCCACUCGAGCCUCAGCAUCGUGCUCUGCAUCUUCCUCCUCACCGUCACGUCCUACUUCGUCGUGCUCGCGCCGCAGCUCGUGGCGCAGACGAACACGGUGGCGCUCGACUUUGGCUCGGCCAUCGCCGGCACCGUCGGCGGCGUGGUGUUUGCCUGCCUCGUCGCCUUCUCGUGCCUGGGCGCGCUCAACGGCCAGUUCUACACGAGCGCGCGCUUCGUGUUCACCGCGGGCAAGGAGGGCUACCUGCCGAAGAUGUUCGGCCGCACAAACGCACGCACAAAGACGCCCGUCGCGGCGACGGCGCUGCAGGCGGCGCUGGUGAUCGUCUUCAUCCUCUUCGGCAGCGGCUUUGCCUCGCUCGUCAACUUCUACGGCGUCUGCAGCUGGUCGGGCUACCUCUUCACCGUGCUUGGCCUGCUCGUGCUGCGCAUCAAGGAGCCGCACCUCGAGCGGCCGUACCAGACGUGGAUCACGACGCCCAUCCUCUUCUCGGCCGUCGCCCUCUUCCUGCUCUUCAUGCCCAUCUUCUCCGCGCCGCUCGAAGCACUGGCUGCCGCCGCAUUCAUCCUCGCCGGCGUGCCGAUGUACUUUCUGACGCAGCGACGAGUGCUGGCGCCGCUCUUUGCGCGCCGUGCCCAGCGCGACACCAUCCCGCAGCACAAGGAGGUGCUCGACGAGGCGGCCUACGACGAGGAGGCGCUCGAGAUGCUGCCGUCGCAUGCGGAGCGAUGAAGCUGAAGCAAUGUGCAUGCUGCGACGAGCG